UCGUUACACAAGUGCCAAUAUUAUUAAAUUAAUAUUUCAAACGAUUUUCGACAUAAAUUGAGCCUUAAAACCUACAAAAUGCCGUUUAUGAAGGGACGAGAGCCCAUCCGACGCACGCUGCAAUACUUAAAAGCAGGCCGGCUGGUUUUAAAGGAUAGGAUACGCAUUUUCAGUGUUAACUACAACACAUACGGCAACCAUCAUGCUGGAGCCAGGGAUUUUGUGUUCUGGAACAUACCGCAAAUACAGUUUCAGAACCCGGAAGUGCAGGUCAUUACACUUAAGAAUAAGACGCCGUCACCUUAUGUGCGCUGUUACUUUGACGACGGCCGAGAUAUACUUAUUGACAUUGAUAGUCGAAAUCGAGACGAGAUCAUCGAGCAUUUGGUCAAAGUGGUUGGCAAGACGCGAGAGCAACUAGACGCUGAAGCGCGUCUUGCGGAAAGCAAAGAUAAUCCGGCUAACUUCGGGUACGGUUCUGAACGACAUUGCAUCUGUGAAAUACCCGGUCAAGUUUCGUGCUCUGGUACAGUGCCGUUACCCGAGCACAUGCGUGGCAAAUAUAGACAUGCUCCCAAAUAGUACGCAACUAGUAGAGUGCUUGUUACAUUUAUUACGAAUGAGUCCAUUAUACCUAAAUAUAUUAAAAAAAAAAAAACUUAAAAA
This is a messenger RNA of Drosophila innubila, 666 nucleotides long. It is a transcript of the gene mRpS25, whose product is annotated as probable 28S ribosomal protein S25, mitochondrial. The record is from RefSeq and is a predicted model, not a curated record. Gene Ontology annotation, molecular function: structural constituent of ribosome. Gene Ontology annotation, cellular component: mitochondrion. The coding region runs from base 79 to 582 and encodes 167 amino acids. NCBI's taxonomy places the organism in Eukaryota, Metazoa, Arthropoda, Insecta, Diptera, Drosophilidae. The transcript has 3 exons.